Molecule: messenger RNA, 4627 nt
Organism: Mya arenaria
Lineage: Eukaryota; Metazoa; Mollusca; Bivalvia; Myida; Myidae
Exons: 10
Coding region: 1-2562 (853 amino acids)
Molecular function (GO): N,N-dimethylaniline monooxygenase activity; NADP binding; flavin adenine dinucleotide binding
Source: RefSeq, a predicted model, not a curated record
AUGAAGUUACGGGUAGCAGUGAUCGGGGGUGGAGCCGCCGGGCUUUGCGCCCUGAGGCUUCUGUCAGCAUGUGGGGAGAGGUUUGAGCCCGUGGGUUUUGAGCAGCUGAACGGGAUCGGGGGCACCUGGCGGUACACGGACCAUAAAGGCACCAUGGCGAAUGGAAUAUCAGUACAUUCCAGCAUGUACAAAAACCUCAAGACAAACAUACCGAAGGAAGUGAUGGCGUUUCCAGGGUUCCCGUUUCCACGGAAUCUACCUUCCUUUGUCAGACAUGAGGAUGUUCUUCAGUACCUCGAGGAUUAUUAUCAACAUUAUGGCCAGUACAAGUACUUAAAAUUGAGGACCAAGGUCGAUCUGGUGGAGCCUGUUACAGAAGGAGCGAAGACUCAGUGGAGUGUAACCUACAGCUCUGAGAACCAUACACAAACUGGGCAGUUUGAUGCAGUCAUAGUCUGUAACGGCCAUUAUUCAGUUCCGCUGGUUGCGCACAUGAAAGGUGAGGAGAGUUUUAAGGGGGAAAUAACCCACAGUCAUGACUACCGGGUACCAGACGUGUACAAGGACAAGGUUGUCGUCUGUCUCGGGGCCGCAGCCUCCGGACAGGAUGUCAGCCUUGACAUUGCUACUUCAGCAAAAAAGGUGAUUCUUAGCCACAAUAAACCUAGUCUCGAAACUGUGUUACCAAGCAACGUGUGUCAGCAGACUGGUAUUGCUCGCCUCACAGAGAAAACUGCUGUGUUUACAAACGGAAAAGAGGAACCAGUCGAUGUCAUCAUGCUGUGCACUGGCUACAGAUACAGUUUCCCAUUUCUGUCUCCAAACUGUGCGUUGAAUAUAGAGGAUGAGAGGGUAACUCCCCUGUACAAACACAUUAUUCACACAAGGUAUCCAACCCUGUCAUUUAUCGGCAUCUGUAAGACGAUCUGCCCGUUUCCCCAGUUCCAGAACCAGUUAAAGUUUGUUUUGGCGACGCUGGAUGGUUCCCUAUCUCUACCAAGCGAGGCGGAGAUGGAGACGGACACGGAGGAGGACUUCCGGGCCCGCUUGAUGGAGGGGCUUCCUGUCCGUCAUGCCCACCUCAUGGGGCCCCGACAAUGGGCCUACAACGACAUGCUUGCACACAUGGGCGGUUUCGAGGCGAUCCCGCCAGCUAUACAGAAUCUGUAUGAUGAAGUUCACAGGGUCAGAGUGACCGACCUGCCAGGAUACAAGCGGAAGCAGUAUAGACUGACAGGGGAGGAUUCAUUUGAAGAAAUUGAGCUCACUGAAAGCCAUGCAAUGAUGAAGCUCCGGGUGGCAGUGAUAGGAGGUGGAGCUGCAGGGCUGUGUGCCCUGAGGCAUCUGUCUGCAUGUGGGGAGAGGUUUGACCCUGUUGGCUUCGAGCAGCUGGAUGGGGUUGGGGGCACCUGGCGGUAUACGGACCACAUUGGCACAAUGGAGAAUGGUAUACCCGUACAGUCCAGCAUGUACAGAAACCUCAAGACAAAUUUACCGAAGGAAGUGAUGGCGUUUCCAGGGUUCCCGUUCCCACAGAAUCUACCCUCAUUUGUUAAACAUGAGGAUGUUCUCCAGUACCUCACUGAUUACUACCAACAUUACGACCUGCACAAGUACUUAAAAUUAAAUACUAGGGUUGACCUGGUGGAGCCAGUCAAGGCAGGAACCAGGACUGAGUGGAGUGUAACCUACAGCUCAGAAAACCAGUCACAGACUGGACAGUUUGAUGCCGUCAUUGUCUGUAAUGGCCAUUAUGCAGUUCCGCUGGUGCCGCACCUGGAAGGCGAGAAGAGUUUUCAGGGGGAAAUAACCCACAGUCACGACUACCGGGUACCAGACGUGUACAAGGACAAGGUUGUCGUCUGUCUCGGGGCCGCAGCCUCUGGACAGGAUGUUAGCCUUGACAUUGCCACUGUGGCAAACAAGGUGAUCAUCAGUCACAAUAAACCUAGUCUCAAAACUGUGUUACCAAGCAACGUGUGUCAGCAGACUGGUAUUGAUCGCCUCACAGAGAAGACUGCUGUAUUUACAAACGGAAAAGAGGAACCAGUCGAUGUCAUCAUGCUGUGUACUGGCUACAGAUACAGUUUCCCAUUUCUGUCUCCAAACUGUGCAGUGAAUAUAGAGGAUGAGAGGGUAACUCCCCUGUACAAGCACAUUAUUCACACCAGGUAUCCAACCCUGUCAUUUAUCGGCAUCUGUAAGACGAUCUGCCCAUUUCCCCAAUUUGAGAACCAGGUUAGAUUCGUGUUAUCGAUGUUGGAUGGUUCCAUGCCCCUCCCUAACCAAACAGAGAUGGAGAGGGACACAGAGAAGGACUUCCAGGCCCGGCUUGCAGAGGGGCUUCCCACCCGCCAUGCACACUCCAUGGGGCCGCGACAAUGGGCCUACAACGACAUGCUUGCACACAUGGGCGGUUUCGAGGUGAUCCCGCCAGCUGUACAGAAUCUGUAUGAUGAAGUUCACAGGGUCAGAGUGACCAAUUUGCCAGGAUAUAAGCGGAAGCAGUAUAGACUGACGGGGGAGGAUUCAUUCCAAGAAAAUGAGUGCAUUGGAAGCUAGCUAAUACCUUGGAUUAUUUGAUUGUUUGAUUAUUUAAAAGAUAUAUAUUCAAAAUUUGCAGUUUAUGUGAUAUUCCAGAAUAUAAAUACUGUUAAUGUUAUUUUUUUCUGAAACACCGAAUCUUACAUUAUGAACUUCAGUUUAGUGUGUGCCUUUGAGCUUAGUGUAAGAAGUCGAUUUCAUUCAAACGUUUGGAACCCUGCAUGUCAUUGUAAUUGUUCUGAAUGUCUACUUUGUCUUGAAAAUAUAUAUAUUGCAUUAUAUAAGUAAGAAGUUUAUGGGAAAGACUGUUCAUGGUUCAUAAAGAGCAUAAUAAUACAAAUAUAAGCUAUUUAAUAGUAUAAUAAUUAAAUUAAUUAAGUUAUCUAUUAAUGGAUACAGAACUAGCCUUUAAAGUAGCUUAAGAAAAAUAUUUUAUGAUUUUUGCUUAUAUUUAUUUUAAUCAAAACACUUUUGAUACCUAUAAUUUAUUUUGAUUAUAAAACAUUUAUCUGGACAAUAUAACCAGAUAUUGUUUAACAAUUCAUGCACUUAAUCAUUAAAAACGAAAUUUAUUACGUACUUAAAUAUGUUAAACAUUAGGAACUAUGUUGAUUGCUCGGCAGAUACAAAUUUAUGUAAUGAAAUAUACUAAACAACACUUUUGUUGUAUUUUAGGAAUAGAGAUUUCAUUUAUCAAUCUGAAACAUUUCCAAUUAUUGGAAAAGUAUAAAUUCCUCACCAUGGACUUAAUUAAAGGAUAUAAUUAAAUUUGUGCUAAAUUUAUCUCCUUUUCAAUCAACAGAAUUUUCCAUCUGUAUAUAACUGUUUAAUUAAAAAAUGUACAACCAAGCAAGAUUCAAAUACAAUUGUGUUUAAAUACAUUUAUACCUUUGAAAGCAUUAAAUUUGCUUUGAUAAAGUUUCUUUUUAGAUAACUGCAAGGUACCUCGUUUAGGUAAGAAAACCAUUGGCUCAAAGCCACUGGUUUGGGAAAAACACCUGUCUCAAUUUCUCGAAAUAUUUCUAGCUCAACAGGUUUAAGUAUCAUAUUUAAUUCAGCCAUUUUUUCUUGCUUAAAUUUAAUUCAUUUUACCAAUAACAGAUGAAUUGAAUUGAUUGCUUUAACAAAUAUAUCGCGCUUAGCUUGAUCAUGUCAUAAGGGGCUUUGAGUGCGGAAUUGAGAACCUAAACCUCCUGAUUUCCUGAAUUUGGAACAGUUUUAUUUACAGGAAGUUGUCAAUGACUCUGAUACGUUCAUAUAUAAAGUAAAUAUUUGAUAUGCAGAUGCAUAAACAUCAGUAAGGGAAGUUAUGUUUACUUACACGUUUGCUAUGUUGGUGAACACUGUCAUACAUAUUUGUGCUGCUAGUUAUGCCAGUUGCUUGUUACUUUAAGUAACUUUACACUAUAAUUCAUCCAUACCCAUAGUAAUAAAGUCAUUCAUUAAAACAGAACAUACAUACGUUACAAGUCUUAUCUGAAAUGUCAAUAUAAACCAUUUUUGACUACAGACCGCAAAGACUGAUAUUUUUAAGAUACGUUUGCUGCUCUUUGUUCAUCUUUUCAUGACGAAUAAAUUCUAAGCUGUUACUUUUUAGUUAUUUAUUAACUGUCUGUGAAUGCCUUAACUUACCCUGUGAUAAAUAAAUAUUUAAAAAAAAUGUUUGGCUUUGCAUGAUUAUAUUUGCAUGCAUGUCGUAUUUUAGCUGGCCUGAACACAGUGAGUUCGUGGUCGUCAAUCUUCCCAUCAGCGAUGUGUAUUUUCACACUCUUACAUCACAUUCUCCAAACAUUCUUUCCCCAACUUGGCCAGAAGGCGUGUAUCUAUUAUAUUCAAUCGAAACCCGUUAUUCCAAAUUCGUCGGGACAGCUAAAACUUACAUUCCCCAGAUCGGUUAGAAAGUUUGUCUUCUCGAAAUAGAAAAAUGCUUGAUAGAAAGGUCAUGUCCUGUCAAAAAUGUCACUUGUCCAAGGGCUUGAAAAACCUUGCUAACACUAUAGAAACCACAUUUUCCUUCCAAGUUAUCACGGAACUUUGUAAGAAUGUUGAUUGUGAUGAUUUCUAGCUCGGUUUGAAUUAUUUU